GCGUAGAUGUCCUCACCCUACAAUUUUUUCGGGAUCGCGUAAAUACAUCGGACCAUAACGAGUGACGGUUUUAAGUGGAAUUAGUGCAAGUGAAGUGAAGUGAUAGUGGUUUAAGGUGACAACAAAAGAGGACCCAGCUCAAAGAUGACGUGCUGAAAUAUAUAAAAAAAGAGAAAAAUCCAUAAAAUAUGUAAGGAAAAUAAAUCUGUACCGUGUAAAUGGGCUAGCGUCUAGAGAUUGGUGGUGACAUAUUAUAUUGUAUACGGUAAACAUGGGGACGGUAGCUGUGAGUGUGUUUAGGAGGGUUAUUUCUAUAGCCCUUCUUGGAUGGAUUACCGGUACAAUAGCGCUCAGAGACGUGGCGCUAAUAGCGCCCUCUGCCGUCAGAUUAGGAGACACAGUGCUCCUCGGUUGCAAAUGGACGCUCGAAGGUAACGAGACGCUAUACAGCGUCAAGUGGUACCGAGGCAGACAAGAAUUCUUCAGCUACCUCCCCAAAGAGUAUCCCUUCACGAGAAUCUUCGCACAGCCGGGGAUAGACGUGGACGUUUCAAGAUCGACGUCCCAGCAAGUCGUCCUAAGAGAGGCAACAAAGGCAUUCGCAGGACGAUAUCGGUGUGAGGUGUCCGCGGACGCGCCAUCCUUUCACACGCAAGUUCGAUCGGCUUACAUACAUGUCGUAGAACUACCGCCAGAUAAGCCAACAAUCAAAGCAGAAAAGGGCUGGUACGCGUCAGGCGACUCGCUCCGAGCGCAAUGCACCUCGCCGCCGGCUGAUCCACCAGCUAAUCUUACUUGGCUGCUCAAUGGAAGAGACAUCCAAGGCAAACCAAUAAUACAGCAAAGGAUUCUACCCAGUCCGGCUAUCUCGAUCGACCUGCCGCGGUACGAUCGCAGCACUGCAGCGCCUGGGGAUGAGAACAGCAACAUCAUUUUCAGUCCAUGGAAAGCGUUCGGGCCUUUUGUUGAUACUGUACAAGAUGGAGAGAUACUGCCGAGUCAAGACACGGUUGUUUUUCCAACGCAGAAAGGUCAGGACAACAUGGAUGAAGACAUCACUGAUCCUAUACCUACUGUAGAGUCAUCUAAAAAGGUGGCAUCAAUAAGCCAGCUGUCGUUCAUGGUGAGGCCAGACAGCUUCGAGCGAGGACAGCUGAGGCUGACCUGCAUCUCCACAGUCCACUCUGUGUACAACGAGCAGGCGGAGCUCGUGAUAAACGAGGAGCGACCUCAAAUCGCCUCGGUACUUGGUACCAGGGACCGGUCCUCAGGUCCGGUUGAAGCGUCAAUGCUGCUUAUUAUACUCAGCUUCACGAUCAGAGAAAUUUUAAGAGAGAUCCUGCGAUGAUGACUGGCCGGAGACCACUAGCAGCAGCUUUGUAAAUACAAGAGAUUUUAAACAUAAUAAUGAUUGUGAAAAAAAUUAGCCGUAGCGUUAUUAUAUACCUAGUUGUUUUAUUGUUUCAAUAUAUAAGGAUAAUAUGAAAGAAUUUCUGGAAAUCUAAAGCCUCCAGUUUACGUUGGAUCUUUGCUAAGUUACUAAACCCGGUCUUAUGGAAUUAUUUAACCCAGCUUUUUAGUGCUAGCGGGCCUUAGUUAAUUUUCUGUUAACCCAAAGUUAAAUUAUACAAAUUAAAUGUGAAUGGAAUUUAUAAAAAACAUUAUAAUUCAUAUUUGACUUUUUAUCUAUACUAUUAAUUGUGUAUAACACCCCUAUAUAAAAUUGGCAAAUUAUUGUCAACUUUAGUGACGAUUUUAUUUAGAAAAAAACUUGAACUAUACAGGCACUGAUUAAUAUUUCCCAAUACAACGAAAGCCAUAAAAUUAAAUUAAUUUAAUAUUGUUAAAGGUAAAAAUACAUGUUAAGUAGUCAAUGAAUGAUUAGCAGAACAAUCAUGAUUAUAGAGAUAAUAAUAAUAGUAUGGGUAUAGAUAAUUUUUUUAGAUUAUCUAUGUGUGAUUGUAUUACUACUGUAAAUAACUAUGUAAUAUAAAAAGUAACUCCUACUUGAUAAUUAAUGUAUUAUAAUUUUGUUUUGGCAUACUAAUUACAAUAACAUUACUUAGAUGAUUCCAUCAUAAAAAUAUUAUAUUAGAAAAUAGUACAGAAAACAUAAUAGAAGUGUAAAUAGAACAUCAAAAUAAAUGUUGAUGUACUAAUUGUAGGUAUGUGUUUCUAAGUAUUUUUAUUUUCUCUUCAAUUAAAUAAAGAUUAAGGAAAUUCCUAAUAGUUUAUUUGAAGUUAUAUUAAUAUAAAUUGUAUCGGAUACUGUGAAAUAUUAAUAAUAUUAGAUAUUUUAAUGUAUGACAUGACAGGUCUAGUAGAAAAAUAUGUAACAUUAGUAAGUACAUUUUAGGGGCUUGAUAUACAAAUAGCAAGCGUACAGGACGCGUGCCGCACCGCCCAGAAAAGAGAUUUUUUA
This is a messenger RNA of Maniola jurtina (meadow brown), 2422 nucleotides long. RefSeq lists its product as uncharacterized. The record is from RefSeq and is a predicted model, not a curated record. The coding region runs from base 272 to 1348 and encodes 358 amino acids. The transcript has 10 exons. NCBI's taxonomy places the organism in Eukaryota, Metazoa, Arthropoda, Insecta, Lepidoptera, Nymphalidae.